Molecule: messenger RNA, 1098 nt
Organism: Akanthomyces muscarius
Lineage: Eukaryota; Fungi; Ascomycota; Sordariomycetes; Hypocreales; Cordycipitaceae
Exons: 2
Coding region: 1-1098 (365 amino acids)
Molecular function (GO): hydrolase activity, hydrolyzing O-glycosyl compounds
Source: RefSeq, a predicted model, not a curated record
AUGAAGUCCUCUCUCAUCGCCCUCCUCACCCUCGCCAUCGGCGCCUCCGCCUCGCCGCUCACCGAGCGCGCCACCUCGCACUCGUGGGCCGGCACCAGCAACUACUUCAUCCAGGGCCUGUCCGACGCCGACCAGGACGCCUACCUCGCCUCGCUCGCGCAGGCCGGCGUCAAGGUGCUCCGCGUCUGGAUCAACGGCCAGCCCGGCGGCGGCGCGUGCACAAAGGGCAGCGUCAGCGUCACAAAGGUGCCGCCCUUUGAGACGACGCUCGGCACGUAUAACUGGGAGACGGUCGACCUCCUCGACAAGACGCUCGUGGCCAUUGGCAAGCACGGGAUGAAGGCGCUCAUCUCGCCCCACGACGGAAACCAGCUAAACGGUCCGAAUGGCAACGACAUCUACGGUACCAAAUUUGGCAGCGGCUACUUCUACGAGCGCCAAGACGCCUUUGACGCCUACGACAACCGCCUCCGCGCCAUUGUCAACUACAAGGGCAAGUACUCGGGCAAGGUGUGGAAGGACUGGUCCGACGUCAUCAUGGCCUUUGACCUGCAAAACGAGGCCUUUUCCUCCCAGACCUCGGAGUGCACAAACUCGGCCGCCCAGGGCUGGGCCUGCGGCCGCGCCGCCACGCUCCGCACCGCGCUCGGCGCCUCCAACCCCAUCAAGAUUGCCACCGGCGGCCUCGGCGGCGACAUCUCGCACGGCUGCACCUUCAUGAGCAGCGCCAUGAGCUGCCCGCAGAUUGACCUCGUCGCCGUGCACCGCUAUGCCGGGCCCGAGUCGCAGAACCCCAAGCAGUGGACCAACAUCUACAACUCGUGGCUGGGGCAGACAAAGGGCAAGCUCGUGUACGUCGAGGAAUGGGGCGUCGACACGAGCAAGUACAACAUCCAGGACGAGUUCAAGACCAACACGCAGGACAUGAAUGCCGGUGGCCUGCCGUGGGUGUACUGGCAGAUCCUGCCUCAGAAGAAGUGCAACGUUGACGACGGCGACCACUUUGGCUUUUACAUCAACAGCGGCGUUGACGUGGCAAGUGCUGCCCAGGGCGCGAGCAGCGCCACCAGCAAGCAGGAUUGGACUGGUAUUGUCUAG